UACACAUCUUGAUGAAUGAGUUGUUUGUUUGUUGAAAAUUUGAAUAUUGAUUUUAUUCGAUCAUUUGAUUCCAGUUACUGAACAACAAACAUCAUUAUUACAUCCAUAAUGUCUACAACAAAAACAUAUAAAUUUAAAGCCGAUAUAACAUGUCAAGCAUGUGUAAAUGCUAUACAAAAAUCAUUAACAAAAACAUAUGGCGAUGAAUUACAAUCGGUCGAUUCGAAUGUCGAAACUAAAGAUGUAACCAUUGUUUUGGCUCGAAAAUCUAAUGAAGAACCAUAUACCUAUGAUCAGGUUUAUGAAGCAUUGGCUAAAACUGGACGUUCAAUAACCAAAUUGAAUUGAAUCAAUUAUUUUUCAUUUUCAAUUACAUUUCCCGAAACACUGAAAUUAAAAUUAUUGUUUAUAAAAUUUUCCUACAACAAUAAAA
This is a messenger RNA of Dermatophagoides pteronyssinus (European house dust mite), 433 nucleotides long. RefSeq lists its product as uncharacterized. Lineage: Eukaryota; Metazoa; Arthropoda; Arachnida; Sarcoptiformes; Pyroglyphidae. The record is from RefSeq and is a predicted model, not a curated record. Gene Ontology annotation, molecular function: metal ion binding.